GGCGCGGCGCCGGGGCCGGGCCGAGGGCGGUGGAGGCCGUGCCGGGCCGGGCGGUAUGAUCGGCACCCUGCUCUGCUAUGUGCUGCUGCCGGCGGCGCGCUUCCUCCGGGCCCUGCGAGAUGGUUUCUUUACCUGUCGAACGAAUGUGCUUCUGGCGAAGAGCCCGUCCACCCAGAUAGAAGGCGUCUUUGCUGCAUCCAAAGGAAGAUCGGUCUCAGAAGAGCAAGAAGCCCUUCUCCAGCAGUGGUUGGAGGAAGGAGCAGGGAAUUUGCCAGCCAGUGAGAGUGUUCCAGCAGUGGGGAAAGUAUCAGUUACACUCACUAGUGACUGGUUAGAAGGUUCAGAGCUAUUGAUGACUAGCCUCAGAGAACUGAAUUCGUCUCCAGAAGCCACACCAUGUGCUGAUCAGCAGCUCUCAGAGCUAAACACCUUGGCUUCUUCAGAACUGCAAGGUCAUGCAGUGGCUGAACGGGCAAGAUUACCAGCAGAGGAAACAGUGACUGUAGCAGGCGGUGCCCCUUGGGCAGCUGUGGUGCCACAGCCAGAUCAGCAGAUAGCUGUCUGUGCUGGUAUCAACACAGAAGUGCUGAAUGAUGACCCAGCUGUGCUGGCCUGGAGUUUAGCAUGUGAUGCAGAGACAGUGCCAGCAGAGCUCCCAGCCCAGCCCAUUCAGGAUGCAGUACCAUUUUGUCCUGUCCCGACAGAGGUGCCCUACCACGAGAUUUUAUGGAGAGACUGGGAGGAUCUUUCUGUCCAGCCCUGUGUCCUAGAGCAGGUCUCAGAAAACACUCCUCUCUUUGAAUUUCGAGUCAUGUCUUACAACAUCCUUGCCCAGGACCUGGUGGAACAGGGCCUUGAUCUCUAUGUACACUGUCAUCCAGACAUCCUGAACUGGAACUAUCGCCUUCCAAAUCUUUUGCAAGAAAUCCAGCACUGGGAUCCUGAUGGUUGGUAUGUUCUUUGUCUCCAGGAGGUACAAGAGAACCAUUACUGGGAGCAACUGGAACCAACAUUCAAGGAGAUGGGCUUUGCAUGCUUCUACAAACGGAGAACUGGGACAAAGACAGAUGGAUGUGCAGUGUGCUAUAAGCACAGCAGGUUUCAGCUGAUCAGCCUCAAUCCCAUAGAAUACUUCCGUCCUGGCCUGGACAUCCUCAAUCGGGAUAAUGUGGGCUUGGUGCUGCUGCUACAGCCUGUGCUCCCAGAGGGCCUAGAUCUGAAGGCCAUCAGUCCUUUGUGUGUGGCCAACACUCAUGUGUUGUUCAAUCCACGUCGAGGAGAUAUCAAACUAGCCCAGGUGGCCUUGCUCCUAGCAGAGAUUGACAAAAUUGCAAGAACUACUGAAGGCAGCUACUAUCCUGUCAUCUUGUGUGGAGACCUGAACUCUGUACCUGAUUCUCCACUCUACAAAUUCAUCCGGAAUGGUGAACUUUCCUACCAUGGGAUGCCAGCCUGGAAGGUGUCUGGUCAGGAAGACUUUUCCCAACAGUUGUAUUCACGGAAACUGCUGGCCCCACUGUGGCCGAGCUCACUGGGUGUAACAGACAACUGCCAGUAUGUCAGCCAGUGCCAGCCAAAGAAAACAGGGAGACGUGAAUACAGCCGUGACUUCCUGCUCCAGUUUCGUUUCUGUGAUGUUGCCUGUGAACGACCCCCGCACCUGGUGCUCCUAGAAGGUGUGACAGAUGUUAAACCAGACCGCCCUGCACACUGGCCCAAGCCUGCUCCCAUGGUGAAAGACCCUGAUCCGCAGCCAUUCAUCCCAAGGUGUUCAGGUGUUAUCCAGCAUGGCCUCAACCUGACCUCUGUCUACAGCCACUUCCUGCCACAGAGGGGACGCCCAGAGGUCACAACGAUGCCCAUGGGGCUUGGAGCCACUGUUGAUUACAUCUUCUACUCAGCAGAGCCUGUGGAGAACAGGGCAGGUCGCAGGCUAUACAAGGACGGAGCCCUGAAGCUGCUUGGCCGCCUUUCCCUGCUCUCUGAAGAUGUCCUGUUGAUGGCAAAUGGCUUACCAAAUCCUUUUUGUUCAUCUGAUCAUCUCUGCCUGCUGGCUAGCUUUGGCUUGGAGAUUUCCAGCCUGAGAGAGAGUUAGUGUUGGUUCCCUUUCCCUAAAGAAAGGCUGUUCUGAAUAGAGCAGUUGACAUACUGGAUUGCACAACCUGCUUGCAAGAAAACUCUUCCUCAUCAUGCCCUAAAAGUCUCUUUUUCCCCUCACACCCUCACUAAAAGCAGGGAUGGGAGAGUUGGAGCGCUUUUUGCAUUGGUAUUUUCUGGAUCUCUGCAACCCUGAGCUGUCUGCCCAGUGGGCUUCCCAUUGUAUUCAGGCAUUACCAUCUCUUGAGGGGAUCUUCGUUCCACUGCUUUGUUUAGCAGGUGUUUUCAUGCUGAGGGAACCAGCAUAACUCUUGUGUUUAUUUGUCCCUGUGUGAGAUCUUCAAGGAGCUGGAAAAGAGAAGGGCAGUGCUAUCCACUUCUGAUUAGUUAAUUGCUACCAAGGAACAUGGGAUAUAUACACCAAUAUUCUUUCACAUCAAAACAAUAGUUCUUUUAAUUCCUCAGUGAUAGUUUAUGAAGUAUGGUCCUUUCAGGGCUAAUUGUUUUGUUGCCUUUUAGAGUGUUGGAUCUGCUAACUGCUUAGAAAUGUCUUUUAUUUAAUAAUGUGUAAGGGCUGCCUUGCUGACAGAAGGGUUUGUGUGGUAUAACAGUUUCUACAAGAAACUGCUUGCUGUGACUAAUGGACCAGGGAAUGGGAUUGCCAGGAAUGGAGCCAGGGGUUCUGCAGAGCCACACAGCUCUAGGAUGGCAGCAAAAGGCUAGAGACCUUGGAGAAGGCUCCCUUCCUUUCUUUAGCAGUCUCAGAAUUGUACCUAGUUUGGCACUUGUAGGAAAAAUAUUUAGGAUCCUCCUAGUGAAUAUCCAUUGAAAAAAAAAUCACCCUGUAAGGCAUGACAACCCCAGAAGGCUAACUCUGGAGGUCCCAAAAAAGAGAUGAAAAUGGAAGGCAUGUGAGAGGCAGCAGAGACAUCAGAUGGAAGAGCUAAUACUUGUCACUUGCCCUACUCUUUCUCCGUGCACUCCCAUUAAGCCAGGUGUCCAUAGCCAACCUGUAGCAUCCGCCUGUACCAGACUAAAGUAAAAGCUCCUUCCUUCCUCUGGCCCCAGCCAUGUUUUGGUAGGUAGAACUCUUAGGACUGACUCCUGUCUCUUGACAGGCAUUGUGAGGAAGGGUAAGGCUAUGUAACUUGGAGCCAGAUUGUCAGUUUUUUGGAUCUCAGUGUACCUUUGGUGUCCUAUCGCUGUCUUUUUGUUAGCAGUGGCUUGGCCAGUACAAAAGCAUAGAAUUGUAUCUGUUCCUUGAGUAAAUUCCGCACUUCAGCCUGACAUUUGGUGCUCAGUUUUUCCCUGAGAGAUGAGACCAGGAUUGGCAGAAACAUUAUCAAUCAGUCAUUCACAAACGAGGCAGGAAAUCUGGUCCCACCUCAGGUUUUUGUGGGAAGGUACAAGGAGACUUGAAAUUUCAUUCUUUCUUCCUGGUCUGUAUUGAGGGACUUUCAUAUUUUAAAUGUUACUUCCUUUAUUCAAAAAUAAAAUA
Molecule: messenger RNA, 3595 nt
Organism: Empidonax traillii (willow flycatcher)
Lineage: Eukaryota; Metazoa; Chordata; Aves; Passeriformes; Tyrannidae
Gene: ANGEL1
Product: angel homolog 1
Exons: 11
Coding region: 56-2095 (679 amino acids)
Molecular function (GO): 3'-5'-RNA exonuclease activity
Source: RefSeq, a predicted model, not a curated record